CACAUUUUGACAGAAGAAAUAAACAAAUUACAAUAUUGCGAUCAGAGACCAAUAAACUAGAAUUGCGGUAAUUUUGCAGUUGAACCGUUAAGGACAUUAAUAUUCAUUUGUUUUUAUUAUAAAUAAUAUUAAUACAUAAUUAAUCAACUAUAGAAUUGUAAUUCGCUUCAUAUUCACUAUUGAAGUUUGCAAUCGUUUUUCGUCUUCUAAAAUUAGAUCCAUGGAACGUAAAAAUUAAAACAAAGAAAAUAUGCCAAAAAUACCCUACAAACCGGAGAAAUCCGGGGAAGACGACGAUUACGAAAUAGUAUCUUUCGAAGAUUUUUGCGAUAAAUCACCUGGUUCAAAAACUGAUUUGUUAACGUUAAAUGAUAAUAUAAACUACCGCUUGUAUUAUGAAGGGGAUAAGCCUUCUAAAUUCCUUGAGAAUGUUGGUGAGUCUUCGCGAAGUGAUCGUCAAACCGAGACAUCGUUAAAUGGUUCUAAAAAUGUGAGUUUUAAGCGGAAAUUGUCGAACUCGUUCGCUCCGUUCGGGCGGUACAACGGGAAGAGCGCCAGGGCUCCUUUAUUCAGUGGCGUCAUCCCAAAGCCUAGGAAUGAGGAGGAAUCCAACUCUAGAGAACACAGAUAUCAGCGCUUCUCGGAGCAUCGCAACCCAUUACAACGGCUUUGGGAGAGCUUGCCUGGUGUGGGGUCAGGGAUGUUGGGCAUUACCCUAGUGUGUGCGCUGUGCGUGGGCGCAUGGUGGGCGGUCGGCGGGGCUAUGGGCGGGGCCUGGGGCGAGGAACAUUAUCGAAAACUAUGGGAAAGAACACAUCCAGAAAGUGUGAAGAAACCGCUAUCUCCUAUGCCGUAUGAAAAGGUGUCUCCAGAAUACCGCUACCACGACCACAACAAUCUAAGCACAAAGAAUAGAAGCAAUGCCACCGAAGCCAGGCGAAAGAACGAGUAUAACAAGAAGAGUUACUCCGAACGACCAGCGGAAGUAAUGCAAGAUAUGUGCGCUAAGGUAGCUGAGAAUAUGCGUUUCGAUUGUUAUCCGCAAGGGGAAGUUAAUGAGGAGAAUUGUGCUAGGCGGGGAUGUUGUUGGAAAUCCACGGAUACCAUAGGCGUUCCAUACUGUUACUACCCGUCACAAUACGACACGUUUCGUUUCCUAAACAUGACCGAGGACAAGCACGCCAUGACAGUGUACUACGAGAAGGCUCGCCCGUCCGGAUAUCCGGAUGAUUUCGAAACAGUGCGGAUGGAUUUCAAAUAUCUGUCGGAUGAUGUUUUGGGUGUUAAGAUUUACGACCCAGAGAACAAAAGAUUCGAACCGCCAUACCCGGAGAUAAGUUUAGUUUCUAAACCACUAGGAACUAUGAAAUACAGGGUGCAGAUAGAAGGAUCGCUUGUUGGCUUCAAAGUCAUUAGGAAUUCCGAUAAUGUUACCAUUUUCAACACACAAGACGUGGGAGGUCUGAUAUUGUCUAACAAAAUGCUGCAGAUAUCGGCCGUUCUGCCCACAGACCGCGUGUUCGGCUUGGGCGAGAAACGAGCAAGGUUCAUGAACAAUAUGAAUUGGAACACCAUCGCUAUAUUUAAUAGAGACCGAGUGCCUAGGGAGGGGAUGAAUCUGUACGGCUCGCAUCCAUUUUACUUGGCAGUGGAACAGAACGGCAACAGUCACGGUGCACUUCUACUUAACUCUAACGCUAUGGAUGUAGUUCUACAGCCGACGCCGGGCAUCACGUACCGCACCAUCGGCGGUGUCCUCAACCUGUUCGUGUUCGCGGGACCCUCGCCCAAGGACGUGGUGUCACAAUACACGGAGCUGAUCGGGAGGCCGUUCAUGCCGCCUUACUGGGCGUUAGGGUUCCAUCUGUGCAAAUUCGAGUACGGAAAUUUGAAUGUCACUAAACAAGUGUGGCAGGCUAACAGAGAUGCGGGCAUUCCCUUUGACGUGCAAUGGAACGACAUUGACUACAUGAGGAAUCGCAACGACUUCACGUACGACAAGGAGAAGUUCGCCGAACUGCCACAGUUUGUCAACAAGAUCCACAGCGAAGGGAUGCACUACAUGAUUAUAAUUGAUCCUGGUAUAUCCGCGUCGGAAAAGCCCGGGACGUAUCCGCCGUACGACCGCGGCAUCGAGAUGGACGUCUUCGUCAAGAACAACACCAACCAGCCGUUUAUCGGCAAGGUGUGGAAUACGGGAUCGACAGUGUUCCCUGACUUCACUCAUCCGAACUCCACGGCCUACUGGGUCGAGAUGAUGACAAACUUCCACAAGAAGGUUGCGUACGACGGGGCUUGGAUCGAUAUGAACGAGCCGUCUAACUUCGAGGACGGCCCCCUGGUGGGGUCGUGCCUGCCCGAGGCGCUGUCGUACCUGCCGCACACGUCGGACCCGUACCUGCGCGCGCACACGCUGUGCAUGGACGCGCGCCACGCCGCCGGCCCGCACUACGACCUGCACAACCUGUACGCCAUCACUGAAGCUAUUGCCACUAACUUCGCCCUGCAAGAGAUCCGCGGCAAGCGUCCGUUCAUAAUCUCCCGCGCGUCGUCGGUGGGGCUCGGACACUUCGCCGGCCACUGGAGCGGCGACGUCGCCAGCGACUGGCACGACAUGCGCAUGUCCAUACCCGAGCUACUGAGCUUCAGUCUGUUCGGUAUCCCGAUGAUGGGCGCGGACAUCUGCGGCUUCACCGGCAACACCACCGCCGAACUCUGCACGCGCUGGAUGCAGCUCGGGGCCUUCUACCCCUUCAGCAGGAAUCACAACUCGGACUCCUCUAUUCCGCAAGACCCCGUGAGCCUGGGUCCGUCGGUGGUGCAGGCGAGCCGCGAGUCGCUGCGACUCCGGUACCGCCUGCUGCCGUACUACUACACGCUGUUCUGGCGCGCCCACGUGUUCGGGGACACCGUCGUCAGGCCGCUGUUCUUUGAAUCUCCAGAAAACACAUUGCUCCACGACAUCGACGAUCAGUUCCUGGUGGGUCCGUACAUCAUGGUAACUCCCGUGCUGCAGCAGGGAGCGUCGCACACCAGCGGUAUGUUCCCCGGCCCGCAGAGUUGGUACAACGUCGUCGACGGCGCCUUUAUAGACAGCGGCAGGAGACGCGAUGUCACCGACAACCAGACUGUCAGUGUGAGGGGUGGAGCCAUAAUCCCACUACAAGAGCCGCCCGCGCGUGGUCCGGUCACCACCACCAACUCGCGUAGCUCGCCCAUGCAACUUCUGGUGGUUCCUGACAAUGAAGAUAAAGCCCGUGGACAACUAUACUGGGAUGAUGGAGAUAGCCUUAACAGCUACGAAGAAAAGAAAUACAGUCACAUAGAAUUCAUGUACAACAACUUGCAAAUUAAAAGCCGCGUCAACUGGUGGGGAUACGGCGUGCCGUCCAUCAACCGCAUCUCAGUCUACAAUCAAACGUCAGUCAAAACUGUCAGUAUUAACGACGUGCCGUGCGUCAAGCCGUGUCAGUUCACUUACCUGAGCGACACCAAGGUGCUUCAGAUUGAUGUCAGUCUGCCGUUGGAUAAUCCGUUUGAAGUGAAAUGGGUAAGUAAGGCUAAAGAGUCAAGCAUUGCUAAUCUUGGUUGAAUUGUAUGAGGGUUGGUUUUUGAAUGUAUGAUAUUGGUGGUAUUUGAAUCCAAAGUGUUUAUUUGGAGCUUAUUGGAGGUAAAAGUGUUUAGAAAAGUGUAGUUGAAGAUCUAAAUUGAAUCCUGUUGGUUUAGAAGGAAGAUUAUGACAUGUUAUCUCUGCCAAAAAUCUACAUUGAAGGGGCGAAAUGAAAUUAUACAAAAAUAUAAGUCUAAAGUGGUUUAAUGAAACUAUGAAAAGUUAUUACGAGAAUAAAAUAAAUCGGGGCUAAAAAAUCCGAUUUACGAUUAAUAUUCCUAUUUCUAUAAAAGAUUCCAAUCGCUUUUUUUGAUUGAUCGAAAAAAGACCAAUCAUAAAAAAACUUUUAUUGAUAUGUGUACAAAUUGCUUCUUUUGAUUGGACCAUUCUCGGUAUCUAUGAUUAAGAUUGGGAUCGUAUAUUGAAAUCGGCCGUUAGUCAUACUUGUAGAAUAGAUAACAUUGUAAUAAAAAUAUUUUUGGGUUUAAUAAAACAUGGAUAAAGUUAUAUUAGGUCAAAGGGAAAUGUUAUACUAAAAUAGGAUACAAAAAUUAUAUUAAUUCCAUACUUCUUCAUACUUGUAAUAGCUGUAGAUUUAUUUAUUAUGAUAAAUUAAUGUUUGCCAGCCUUGUCCAAUUUAAAUUGGAAAUUUGAAGUAAAUUUAACUUAAAAUGAAAUUGAAAUAUUCAUAAUUUUAAUAAUAUACAAAUAUAAUUAUGAUAGCAUACGUUUUCUACAAUACUUUAACUGUUUUAUUAAUAAUAUGCUAGACAAAGUAAAGUUUUUAUAAUACUAAGUAAGUGCCAAUUACCUGCCAAUUUAAAUGAAAAUUGUUGUCUAAAAGUAAGAUAUCCCAAGGUAGUGGUGUAACCUUAAAGCCGCUACAUAUAUAAAAAUCUCACUCACACCAUCACGCAUUUUAUCCCCGAAGGGGUAUGCAGAGGUGCAACCAGGGCACCCACUUUUCGCCAAGUGUGUUCCGUCCCAUGAUGUGAUAAGGGGCGAGCCUAUCGCCAUAUCGGGCACAAAUUCCAGACUCCGGGCUGACACUGAGCAGAAAAACUCAAUUAUAAAAAUCGAUUUAUAUAUAUAUCGAUUAACAUAUAAAGCAAGGUUUAGAUUAGCAAGAAAAUUUCCAGAAGUCACAUACCGCGAAUUAUUUUACCGUGUUAUCACGGUGACAUGACUUGUAGACUUGCUUGACACAAGCUUGCAGGAGUUGCGGCGAAAUGCAUAUGUAUUAAACUUUUGAAAUAGUCCCAUUAUGUAUACGCCUCUGGAUGAUUUGCACAUCAUAUUGCUGCGAGGACUUGCUAUUCUAAAUUCAGUUCAAAAUGUAACUAUGCGCUAUUGGUAUAUUUAUAACACUUCAGUCAUAUGAAUCGAGAAUACUGCGGUGUUAUAUAACGGCACCGCUGUCUGGGAAACUUUAUGUAACUGAUAUAAAUGUUCUGAUGUGCUUCUUCCCGAACACGUAACACAACAUAUACAGUAUUUUAAAAGCUUCAUAUAAGAACUGGUGUUAAUUAAUAGGGGUCGAUUUUUAGACCUCGUCAGCCCCUAAUAUCAGUUUUCGUUUAUAUCCGACCCCUGGGAAUCAGAUCUCGACUCCAAGGUGUCGAAAUCGACCGCUUUGGGAAUCCCUGAAUAAAACCUUUUUCGGACACUCAUGACUUUUUUCAAAGUCGCAUUUCGCCAUUUUAAGAGUUUGUUGUAUAAAGUGCGUUUGAAAAUAUUUUUGGCACUGUAAGAAAAAUGUCUCGAUGUUUAUCGGUAUCUGGGGCAUAUUAGAACAUUUAUAAUCAAUGUUUAGUCUAUAAAUACUACAUUAGGUGUAAUUAAAAUUGUAUGUAAGGUAAUUCAAAUGGUUAGCUUACUUGGAAUAUUUUAUUAAUUAAAUAUUUUUCAUUUUAAGUUAGCAUAAAUAGCGGACCAGACUUCAAUGAUCAUGUUCCUUUUUCGACUAUAAAUGACCAUAGACAUUACAGAAUAUAAAAUAAAAUAGUUUUUCUCUAUAUUAAAAUGAUAAGCAAACCUCAUUUGUCUUAACAUUUUUUCUAAAUUUAUAAUACCGUAUAGAUCUUUUGCAAGUGUACAAAUAAUAUAUAUUUUUUAAAUCUGCUUUCUAGUUGUUUAAAAACGUGCAUAAAUAGUUUACCUCUGGUGCAUUUACUUAGGAAAUUUAUUUUAUAAUGCUAAGGGUUUUAUUUAUUCUUUCUCUCACCAAAAAAUAUCUAUAAAGAGUUUGAAUUAAUACUUAAAAUUUUACUAUGUCAUAAGUUAUAGGAGUCUUUUUAAAAUUAAGCAAGGUGUUUACAUUGUUUUUAUUAAAAUUUACUGCAUCCUUAUAAUGAUGGACAUAAAGCGAAUAUCUGCCAAUUAAGCUAUAUUAUAUUAAUGUUAUAAAAUAAACGUAACAAGCGUAAUUUUUAAUAAAGUGAGAAUUGUUUUUUUUUAUUAUGGUAUGUCUAGUCAUAAGUAUUUAAUAUUUAACCGAUCAUGUUUAGAAUUAUUCAAAAUGUUCACAAUAUUUUUACCCUAAUAGAUUUAAACCCGCCAAAAUAGAAAACGUCAUGUUAAUAUGGCAACUUUUAUCUCCAGUUUUCUGCAGAAUAAUCAAAGAAAAGGAAAAAAAUAUACUAUUUAAAUUAGCUGAUAUGUAACAUAAUAUUAUGUUUACACUAUGGUCAAUCUUAGUCAGCAGGCUUGAAUUUAUUACUUUAGCAAUGUUUAUGGACUAAUUUAGUGUAUCAAUGAACCUAUUUUUACCGCCUCCUUUGGGUUGACAGCGACGUAAUUUAUUUUAUUUUGUCUUACCAUCAAUGGAAGUUAACAGUUGGGGUUGUUUAUUGAAUUAUCUGUAAGCGGAUAGUGUAGACCGAUCAUAUUGUUAAUGAUUUAAUCAAAUCCUGCGCAUGUUAAGUUAAGAUAAUUUAUUAAUAAGAUUUGGUGGUAGCGUUAGAUGCUUUUUAAUUAUAGUGAUGGAUAAAUUUGUGUGAUUAGAUCGUAAUUUUUUGUCGAAUUUUUAAAUCAUUAGGAUUGUAAAUGUUGAUAUUUUCAUUUUUUUUUUCAUAAGGAUUCGUUUUUGUAAGAAUAAGGAAUAUGUAUGAAAAAAUAAAUAAUAUAAUUUACACGAUAAACCAUGAUUAUAGGAAAAUUGUAUGGCCAUCUAUUUGCCUUCAACUUACCUUGUCAUUGCUCAAUAAUCUACAAUUUCAAAAUGCUUCAAAAUCACUUGUAGGUGUAAAGAACUUACUAUAUAUAAUGAAAUGUGCGAUAAUUAAUUCCUAAGCAAACGAACCUUCCAGCUAAAAUAGAUUUUGUAUGUGUAGUGAUUCCCUUUCAUUAUUCAAUAGAUUUUGUGCCCCAAGUACAAGUAUACCCUUUUAUAAGCCUCGAUUGUUAGGUAGCUGAUGCAAUACAAGCUUUCGCAAGCCAUCUAGUAAAGAUACCGACCCGUUACAGUAACUGUUGCGAGUAACAAUCCUGUGCGUGCGCCAUUUUAGAACGUAUAAAAGUUCAAGAGUUGGUAUAUUCUACCGCCAUUAGGUUUCCUUCUUCACCUACCUGACAACUAGAAGCAGAACGUAGAAAAAAGGUUUAGCGUUCAAAUACCGUGUCCGUUAUGUCACAUUUUUUGUGAUAAUUUUAAGUUUGUGAUAUUUGUGUACUGUUUAUUUAUGUGUUUAGUAUAUUGUGAUUAAAUCAUACUUGGUUAAAUGUACACGAACGGUAAAGUUGGGUGAAAAAUCGAUGAACACGACAUUAUUUUUUGGGUAGGUGUAAUUGUAUUAUGUUGAGUUUUUUUUUUUUAACUUAGUCACUUAAGUAUUUUUUCUUUAAGUGAUUAGAGUUAAUUAUUGUAAAAGCGAGCAAAUUUUUUAUAGCUUAAAACUGGAAAAUUACUUCCCAAUUAGACCCUUACCUCACCCUCAUAUAAAUUGUAAAAUAUAUCCGUCCACCGACUUGCAUCAGCAAUCUGUGUGUGCAUUUGAAAUGUUUAAAUAAACUUUAAAAUUAUUAGAUAUUUGUGGAUUGUAUCUACGAGUUUGUUAGGAGACUGUGUCGUAUGUAAAAUCUUUUAAAAAUAAAUGAAAUGUUCAUGUAUUGAACAUUCAGAACUAUAAGAUGGGUGUACACUGUACAGACACACAUUGCACGCAUAUUUAAAUCUAUCAGCGUAUUAUAAUAAAUUUCAAAAUCAGAAUGCAAAAAAUAAUGUCGUUAAUAAUUUUGUUUAUAUCGAAAAAAGUUCUUGUGACGUACUUACCGAAAAAAUUUUCGAUUUUAAAACAACCAACUAUAAGAUUAUUUCAGUAUGAUUGAUGCCAAAGUAGGAAAUUGUGUUAACCAAUUGAUUUUUUUUUUGUAGUUUUAAGAAUGCACUUUAAUAAAUUGAUAACGCACA
Molecule: messenger RNA, 8018 nt
Organism: Manduca sexta (tobacco hornworm)
Lineage: Eukaryota; Metazoa; Arthropoda; Insecta; Lepidoptera; Sphingidae
Product: lysosomal alpha-glucosidase-like
Exons: 20
Coding region: 251-3592 (1113 amino acids)
Biological process (GO): carbohydrate metabolic process
Molecular function (GO): carbohydrate binding; alpha-1,4-glucosidase activity
Source: RefSeq, a predicted model, not a curated record